Macadamia integrifolia is the source of this 516-nucleotide messenger RNA. RefSeq names its product probable calcium-binding protein CML41. Bases 1 to 516 code for a protein of 171 amino acids. Gene Ontology annotation, molecular function: calcium ion binding; enzyme regulator activity. NCBI's taxonomy places the organism in Eukaryota, Viridiplantae, Streptophyta, Magnoliopsida, Proteales, Proteaceae. The transcript has a single exon. The record is from RefSeq and is a predicted model, not a curated record.
AUGGCAACUUCUGUUCUUUCCAAGCAAACAUUAUCCAAAUGGUUCUCCAACAAGAGCUUCGUGCUAAGUGCACAUCGCCUUCAUCAUCAUUCCAAACAGGAAUCAAACGAUGAACUCCAACAAACAUUUCGUCGAUUGGACACUAACGGUAACGGAAAGGUCGAAGGCUUUGAACUCAGAUCCUACUUUGCCUCCAUAAGGGAGUUCAUGUCACCUAAUGAGGCUCAAGGUGUGAUCAAUGAACUGGAUGCAGCAGGCGGCGACGAUUUGACGCUAGAUUUUGACGAUUUUGUGAAGUUGAUGGAACGUGAAGGUGGGGAUGAUGAUCUGAAAAGAGGGUUUGAUAUGUUCGCAUUGAAGGGUUCUGGGUCCAUUACAACAGAAGGCUUGCAGAAGAUCUUCAGUCGCCUUGGCAACAAAAUGUCCAAUGAAGAGUGCAAGACCAUCAUACAGGCAUUCGACCUUAACGGCGACGGUGUGAUUGAUUUCUCUGAGUUCCAGCAGUUGAUGGCUUAA